Phascolarctos cinereus (koala) is the source of this 788-nucleotide messenger RNA. RefSeq names its product mitochondrial ribosomal protein S28 (gene MRPS28). The record is from RefSeq and is a predicted model, not a curated record. Gene Ontology annotation, cellular component: mitochondrial small ribosomal subunit. Lineage: Eukaryota; Metazoa; Chordata; Mammalia; Diprotodontia; Phascolarctidae.
UUCACACUGCAGUCCGCCUUGGUGGUGCGAGGUGGGCGGUACUAAGAACCUAGAAGUACGUCAUAGUUCAGAGGUCACUUGGAACUGUCAUGGCAGCGCUGUGCUGGAGCCGUGUGGUGGCCGCCCAAGGCCGUUUCUCGCGACUUCAUCUCUCAGUCCGUGGAUGUCACAGUGUCGGUGCCAGCACGGAGAGUGAGAGCGGGAGUCCUUCCCCAAAGGAGCCGGAAAAACGGUUGGGAGGCUUCGCUAGCGCUUUUGAACGCCACUCGAAGCUGCAGGAGGAGGCUGAGCCCCAGCAGGACUCACCAAGGAAUGUGAAAUCCUUUGCAUCUCUGCUGAGACAUUCUCCUAUAAUUCAGAUGGGACCUGCCAAAGAUAAAAUUGUCUUUGGACAAAUCUUCCAUGUUGUGGAAAAUGACCUUUAUAUAGAUUUUGGUGGCAAGUUUCAUUGUGUGUGCAAAAGACCAGAAUCAGAUGGAGAAAAAUACCAGAAAGGAACCAGAGUACGCCUGCGACUGCUGGAUCUUGAGCUCACAUCCAGAUUCCUGGGAGCAAAAACAGAUACAACUUUACUAGAAGCUGAUGCUGUGCUCUUGGGAAUCCAGGAGGGUAGGGACACAAAGUCCAAGGAAUCAAAAGACAAGUAAACUUUGGUGAUUUCAAGGCUUUAGAGACCAUUUGUUAAGCUCAAAUGUUCACCAAAUGUGUAAUUAGUACAAUGUCUGUGAAUGAAGAAAUGAAUAUAAGAUACAAAUCUCAAUAAAUAAAAGCCUUAAUUGUAACCACUA